AUCAUUUAGUCUCGCUCCUGGUAUCGUGACGGUCGUGUCUCCAGAAUCAUCUGCUUGGCCGUUUUUCAUUUGAUUUUUUCUUCUCUUGUUUCGUUCAUUCAAUACAUUCCCGUGUGUUGUGUGUGUUGUGUGUGAUCGACUCUUGGAUAAUUAUCGUGUCGUGUGUAAUAACAACCCGACAAUUCGCGUGUCUAGUGCGGCCUCUCUCUGUGCGUCUGUGUGUAUUUUCAUCUCUUCUAUUUCGUGAGUGUCUGACCUCUGCCGAGAUUGAGGACGGCGAUGAUUCUAUCAAAUUCGGACAUCCCGCGUUUUUUUGAAAACCUUGAAAAUAUCAACUUUGUGAAGGGGAGGAAUUAUUCGUACGUAUAGGGAAAACCAAAAAACAAGUGGUUUACAUUUUGGCCAGCCUAGAUAAUAGUGUGUGUGUGCUGGACUUUGGGUUGUUGGCGUUUGACGUUUGCCCUGACCAAAUACAGCGGCCACAGUGAAGUUGGACAGAGAGAGAGAGGGACUUGUUGAUGCCAUCCUUUUGGGGAAGACGCAUGUCGUCGCUAUAGAUGGAGUUCACAUUUUGAACAAGAAAAAGAAAAUCUCUAUUUUUUUUCUCCAGCGUUUGACUUUUUGUCCGAACGUUUCGUGUAUUUUUCUUCUUCCCGAAAAAAGAGGACGUGAUUAGUUUGAUCAAGUCCGCGGCGUUUGGCCCGUUGGAGAUGAAUGAGAAUGGCGGCGGCGACGACGGACGCCCGGCACGAAUUCGUCACUGCUAGCGUCCAGGGUUUGGUUCACCUGCGAUCGGUGCCCGUCGUGAAAAACGAGGCCGGCGGCCAGGAUGGCUACGGCCAAAAAGCUUCCAGCCGCAGGAAGAGGAAGCCCAGAUGCUACCGGGCCCUGUCCGGCGUCAGUUUUCAAAAUUCCGUCGACGUGGUCGACUGUUGCAGUUCGUCGUCGACUCUGCGGAGUAGUCGCAGUUUCGACGACGGUUACGGCUGCUGGGAAAUGGAUCGAGAUCAAUCGUCUUACUGCUGGACGGACCAGCAGAGGAUAGCGCCCGGCCCUGCCACCACGUCCACUUCGCCGGCCGGGACGGUCCGUGUGACUUUUGUCCACCGGACCAUCACGGAUUAUUCGACCAGUCAAAUCGUCACUUCCGACGAAGAAGAAGAAGAAUUGGAAGAAGAAGAAGUUGAAUUACAAAUUGAAGAUUCGGCUGAAGAUGAAGAUUACGAUCAGUCGUCUGCUUCGGUCAGCGUGACUGGCAGCUAUCAGCCGCAAACGGUCCAGCAGCAGCAGCAGGCGGUCUCCGGUGGUGGUGGUGGCCAGCAGCAGGAGGAGGUCGAUGGAAUGAGCCAGGAACAACACAUUUACGACACUCCAUGUUCGGCCGAAGAGUUGUACCACUCUGACCUGCUGCUCUCUGAUUCGGAUUUGUCCGGCCUGGAUCUGUCCAUUUUCGAGCCGGGCAGUAGUCCAACAACAGGGGGGGAGGCCAUCGGCGGCUCUGGGGAUAAUACGACGACGAUGGCGACCGUUGCAGGUCACCUGACGGUCGACUGUAACAAGAAAGGCAGAAAGGCUUUUAUCUACCGACCCCCGCGGCCGACUCAACGGCAACUGAGUCGCGGGAAAACUUUUCGUGAACGGCUGGCCAAACCCCUGCAGAAAUUCUUUCACGUUCCGGCGCCACCCGCUGUCGAUUACGCCGCCGAGUACGACGACCACCACUACCACUGCCAUCAGCAAUCGGCUCGUAAUAGUCCCAAUACAACACCACCGACAAUCGUUACCGACCUCGAUCUUCCGCAACAACUAUCAACAGAUAAGGAAGUGGCGCUAGGUCACCAUCCGAGCAACAAGUUGACGAACAAGAAUGGCGACAAGGCGCCGCUGGUUUCAUGGGAGCCGUAUUUCUGCGUCCUGCUCCAAGACGAGCAAACUUUUACGGCUUAUCGCAGCGAGGAAAUGGCCGUCUGUCCAGGUUUCGUAAUAAAACGCUCGCACAAACGCCCUGAGUUGGGCGAUAUCGUCUUCUCCGACACGCCUCGAAUUCGUUUGGAUAGCGGCGGACGUCAAUUUCGACGUCGCUGGGGCUACGACGGUUCCGCUGGAGGAGGUGCGGGAGGAUCUGCGUGCGGCACGGGUCCCGGAAGUCUCAAUGGAGGCGCCGGCCAUUUGGAAGACAUUGAAGAGGACGGCGACGAUUUCAGCGACACCUAUUCGCUGCGAGAUGAAACUUCGUACAAUUCGAUUCUCCACGAAGAUACAUCGUACGAGAAGGCUUGCGGGGAACGUCGCGGGAGCGCUCCAGUGACGCCCGUCUUGCCUGCGGCCAACCCGGCCAACAACGUGACCAACAACGGAUUCGCCCCACGAAACAGCAUGGAUUCUUCGUCGACCCCAUCGCGUUUCGCUAAUUUCUUUUCCAAACGAUCGUUCAAGUCCAAUCCGCUGAAACGGACCAAGAGCGUCACCAAGCUGGAGCGAAAACGGGCCGUUCUCGACGUCAAUCCAGUGGGUUUGUCAAGACUAAGGACGUCACGCUCUCACGAAUCGUUGCUGUGCGGGCCCGGUGGUGGAUCGUCGCCUCAGAACGCCGUUCAGACGGUGGAUCUGUCAUCGUCAGAGUCUGGCGAUAUCGGCGUCAAACAGCUCCACCAGUCGGUUUUAGGCGAGGACCACUGCCUGCAGAUUACAAGGCCUUCCGGCAACGUCUACAUUGCCUGUUCCAACGCCGAGGAACGUGAUCGAUGGCGCAAUUGUUUGAAGAAGACGAUCCAACCUGUCCAGGAACAUGUUCGCCGGACUGACAAUUCACUCAAGAUCUGGAUUCUCGAGGCCAAGGGUGUUGCCAACAAGAAAUGGUACUUUUGCGAACUGUGUUUGGACAAGAACUUGCACGCCAGGACGGCCGGCAAACAGAAAAACGAUUUGUGCUUUUGGGGCCAGCAUUUCGAGUUUGACGACCUGCCCGUCGUCCACAACAUCAACAUUAAUCUCUACAGGGAAGCCGACCGUAAGAAGAAAAAGGACAAAACCUUUGUUGGCACCGUCACGAUCCCCGUCAACACCAUCACGUCACGAUUCCUCAUUGAAAAAUGGUAUCCGGUCGUGUCUGAAAAGGGCUCGUCCAAAGAUCCUCCCUCGUUGCGGAUCAAGUGCAAAUACCAGACGGUGGAUAUCCUUCCGCUGGAAGUUUACGAAGAAUUCCUCGAGUAUUUGAAAACGGAUUACAUGACCGUGUGCGACCUGCUGGAACCGGCGAUCGGAGUCAAGGCCAAGGAGGACAUCGCCACGGCCCUGGUGGCCGUCAUGCAACGCGAAGGCUACGCGCAAAAGUUUCUGGCCGAUAUCGUCAUGGCUGACGUGGAUCGAAUUGACGAUGAGCAUUUGACUUUCCGCGGCAACUCGCUGGCCACCAAGGCCAUGGAAGCCUACAUGAAACUGGUGGGCGAGAAUUACUUGCAGGACACGCUGGCGGAAGUCAUUGGCGGAAUCGUCGACCACGCCGCCGAUCGAGACUGCGAAGUCGAUCCUCUCAAGGUCACCUCGCCGGCCAUGCUGGCCAAACAGCAGGCUCAUUUGCGUGCCGUUGUCGAGUCGGCCUGGCAUUGCAUCCUCAAAUCCACUCCUUACUUCCCUGCGGAAUUGCAAGAAUGUUUCUACACGUAUCGCCAACGCUUGGCUGGAUUCGGUCGUGAAGAAGUGGCCGAUCACCUCAUAUCCGCUUCCAUCUUUCUGCGUUUUCUUUGUCCGGCUAUUCUCUCGCCCAGCUUGUUUGGCAUCACUCCAGAAUACCCGAGUGAUAAAGCGGCCCGCAAUCUGACGCUGAUUGCCAAGACGCUGCAGACGUUGGCCAAUUUCACGCGGUUCCAGGGCAAGGAGAAUUUCAUGGAGUUUAUGAACGAUUUCCUGGAGAAGGAAGCGUCAACGAUGAAGCAGUACCUGAAGGAGAUCUCGAGUCCCUUGUCCAAGGAUCAGUGCUACUCCAAGUUUGACGACUACAUCGACGUCUGCAAGAAUCUCAGCAUCUUGCACACGCUCUUCUCGGAGAGUCUCUCCAAAGUGGCGCCGCUCAGCCAGCGGAUGGACAGGCUCCAGCGCAUUCUCGACGGCAUUUCGGCCCAUUUGUCGCAACCCGUCACCAGUCUGCCGCCUUAUUCACGCCAGACGAGUCUGCCCGUCGUUUCGGCCGGCCUGGUGACAGUCAACGGCCAGCAGCAGCAGCAGAGAAAUUGUAACAAGAUGGUCGAAGUGGAACGGCCCGGAUUUCAGAGCCUCCAGCGCAACGUUUUCCGUUUCAACGACCCGACUGUGACGUCGGUGACGGUGUCCGGCAACGGGAAUAAUGGCAGUCUGAGCAACGCCAAUGCUAAUAAUAGCAAUUGCAACGGGCUCCACCUGCAGCAGCAGCAGCACUCUGGCGCUGAGGGGAGCACGUCGCCCAAGGCUUCCACUCUGCCGCGCAACGCUCAUCUGAUGACGCCACCCGUCACCACGCCGGGCCUCAAUGGCAAUCUGUCGGCGCCCGGCCGUCGCACUGCCAUUGAUUUGACAACGAGCGAUGAUUACGUCAUGUUCAGUGCACUCAACCAAUCGGCCGACCAGUCUGGCGGUGGUGGGGCUUCCAGUGGUGGCACGCCGCAGCGUCAGACCGGCAGCAGCAAUCACUACGCCGCCGGCGGUGGCAGCACGUUCAAUGUCAAAAACGGGUCGUCGGCCAAGUACGAACGGGUCCUGGGGUUAGGCUCGGCCAGCAGCAAGCAAGCGGCGGCGGCCAAUGCCAACCUGGACGAAUUUAUCGAGUCGCUUCAGUACGUUGACGAGAGUCCGGACGCCCAUUCCGGCGGCGAGGGGGACAACAACACUCAGGGUAGUCAAGUGUCCAUCUCGCAACUCUCGACUGUGGCCAGCUCUGGUUAUCAGAGCUUCGCCUACAGUCAGAGUUCCAGUCCGGUUGAUCCUACCAUCAGCAACGGGGGCCAGGAUCCGCCAGCUUCCGGCAACAUCAACGGACACCGAUCGUCGUCGAGUGGCAGUUUCCGCAAGAGCAGCGCCACCAAUUCUUUGACUCCCAACAACAACAGCAACAACCUCAACAACGGCAACGAGCACUCGGCCGCCAUCGCCUUCACCAAUCCCGUUUACAAUUUGAGGAACAAGCCGACCACUCCACUACCUCGAGGCUACGCUUCCUCUUACGGAUACGAUAAUGUCCUGAACCGGACGCCCAGCUGCGAGGAUGUCCAGGUCAUUAGCGCCCCGCGGGUCACUCUCAUUUCCAACGGCGGCGGAUGCGGUGGCAGCAGUCCCAAUAACAACAGUCUGAGCAGCGGCACCAUGUCCAGGACGCGCAUUUCCAGUUCAUCGUCGGAUUCCACUUCGUGUCUGACGACGCCUCCGCACGAGCGGCGCUUGUUCAUAUCGACGGCCCCGCGGACUAAUCCGCGCUGCAUUUACCCGUCGCCCGUGCCCGCCCAGGUGUCGCCGGUCGAGAGCAACAACGUCUCGGCCGAUUGCCAGUACGUGGCCAUGCGCCGCAAGGGCCGCAAGUCGAGCGUGACGAGCAUGCAGAACAAUUCUAGGAGCCGCAUUUACGACUCGUCGUCAUCCGACAGCGACUACGACCAGUUGCCGUCCACCAGAUUCCGCGACCGCAACGUCAAGAGAGGGUCCAGGAUGGCCCUGGAUCGUUUCUCCAAUCCCAAAUCGCUGGACGAGUACGAGAAAGAGAUAAUGGAUUUACGGAACGCGAUGGAAUCUCUCCAGUCUCGUCUGAGCCGGGCCGAGCAGUUGUACUUGCAGGGAGCCAUGCAGGCGGCCCUGGCCGUCAAGGAGCGCGAGCUGGAGGAGAAGCGACGCGAUAACGAAUCACGUUCCAGCUUGUCUUCGUCGAGGUACACGCCGUCGCCCAUCAUGGAACCGCAGCCGCUGGACGAGGUCAAGGACAACGGCCAGCUCAAGUCGAUGAUUACGCGCCUCGUUUCGCUCGAGGAGGAACUGCAUCGCGAGAAGCGCAAAAUGGCUGACAAGCAGAAAGUGAUUGAGGCCCAAGUGCAGACGAUCCAGGCGCUGGAUGCCGCCAACAAUCGUCUGCUGUCGGCCCUGGCCCAGCUGCGCAAUUACCAGGCGGUCGAGCCGGCCGAGCACGACGAAGUUGAGCGAAACCUCAUGUCUUUUGCCCGCAAUUCCUUGCCAGAACCGGACUAUGGCGGAUCGGGCUCACUUUCUUUGGCCAGGCGGAUUCUGGCCGACUUGGGUGAAGUCCAGAGCAGUUCUUGUUGAUCAAGAACCAUAACCAGCACUUGUUUUUUGUCCUUUAAUGGUAUUAACAACUAUUUAUAUAGAUGUGAAAAAGCAAACAAGAGCAGAAUACCCUAUAUUAUUCAUCAGGUCGUGAAUAUUAAUGUCAAUGUCUUAUUUUGUUUUCUGUGUGUCUCGUUUUUGAUUGACGUUCUUUUUCUUUUUUUGGUAACCCCCCCGACUUCAGUCUGAACGAACUGUUCCAUCUAAAAAUUCUGAGACUGGAAUGUCGGUGUGGCAGAGUGUAAAAGACGUAAUCGCGUGUUGAGAUGGACCGUGGCUCUAAUAACUCCCAUCACGUUUGUUGCAUAUGGAACGCGAUCGUUUCAGUUUACCAAAGACGGUGAAUGCCCUAGUUCAAACAUUAUUUUCUAUCUCGAUCCUUUUGUUUUUUUCCUUCUCUCAUUCACAAAACACGUUUUCGUCUAUAUCCCCCCCCCCUUGUACACACGCAGUAGAGCCAGUCUGAUGAUUUUGUGUGUAUGUAAUGUAUGUGUUUGGCCACAAUCUCUUUAUAAUCUCUCCCAAUGCAACUCCUUGAUCACUCGCCAUGUAUCAAAAAUUCACAGUAUCGACAGUUAUUAUGAUUCUUCUUUCGUCACUUUCACCAUCUUGUGUUUUUGCGCACCCACAAUAUUUUUCUCUUCUUUUCUCAAUUUGUGUUUAUCCAGGAAAAAACGAACCCAAUCAGUUAUAUAUACAGAACAUUUUCCCCUUCGAUCUAAUGAAAACAUUUCAAUCAAGAAUCAAGAACACAAUUUUCAACAUAUGGCCUGGUCCAGCCAGAAUCUUUACAUUCACUGUAUGUGUGUGACAGUAUUUUGUACAAAUGUUACGAGAUAUAUAUAAUAAGAAUUACGAAGAAAGAAUUUGUUUUGCCCUCCCAAAUCAUUUUCCCCGUCUAUACUUCCAGUUUUGUUUUUGUAUCUCGUAAUCCGGAUAUCAUAGUAUCUUUCACACUCGGUAUAUACUGUAGCUGCAUUUAAUCGUUUGAUGGAUAAAAUCCUUGUGUUGUAUAAUCUUAUGACUACGAUAUGGAAAUCUAAAUAAAUACUGCGUUCAAUAUAACGAAAAAA
Daphnia pulex (common water flea) is the source of this 7373-nucleotide messenger RNA. It is a transcript of the gene raskol, whose product is annotated as disabled homolog 2-interacting protein-like. Bases 715 to 6279 code for a protein of 1854 amino acids. Gene Ontology annotation, biological process: regulation of GTPase activity. The transcript is spliced from 15 exons. The record is from RefSeq and is a predicted model, not a curated record. NCBI's taxonomy places the organism in Eukaryota, Metazoa, Arthropoda, Branchiopoda, Diplostraca, Daphniidae.